Messenger RNA from Menidia menidia (Atlantic silverside), 2822 nucleotides. NCBI's taxonomy places the organism in Eukaryota, Metazoa, Chordata, Actinopteri, Atheriniformes, Atherinopsidae. The record is from the annotation of a GenBank genome assembly.
UGACGUGAACAGAACUUAUACUAUCAGCCUUUUUGCUUAAUAUUUUUAAGACGUUAAGGUUUUGUUUUCCAGGUAGAAUCUGGGAACAAACAAAGGAACAUGUGAAAACUGCUUACUGGAGACAAAUCAUUUUCCAUGCAUGAGAUCAACCAAGAAAAAAAAAAGAAAAACGUCAAGGCCUUCCUUUUUAUUUGAAAAGUGGAGAGAAGUUCACCGUGUGCAAACAUAAAUAACUGAGUGGAACAACAUUUGGUGCGUAUCUUCAGGUCGGUGUGGGAACCAGAGCAGCCGGUAGCACACCUCUAUCAUCCUGAGCAAGGCCGCAAUGGCACACCUUACCUCAUAAAAGCCAGUGUUUUUCACAGCCAGGCUCACACUGGUGGUCAGGAUGAAGGUACUGCUCGCAUUCUUUGCGUUGUUUGCGGCCGCUCUGGGCAGGGAGACAUUUGAGGGGCAUCAGGUGAUUCGAAUUGUCCCAAAAAAUGAAGUUCAUCUGUCUCUUAUCAAGAGUCUGGAGGACAUGAUUGAGUUUGAGAUGGACAUCUGGAGAGGGGUUACUGUUGUUUCAUCCCCUGUUGAUAUAAGAGUUCCUUCCCAUACACAGAAGCAUGUCAAAAGGUAUCUGGACAGCAUGGACCUUGAGUACUCCAUCAUGAUUGAAGACCUACAGGCCCUGUUGGAUAAGGAGCAGGAGGAGAUGGACUCUGGUGCUCGUUUUGCCGAGCCAAGAAGCACCGACAGCUAUGACUACUCCACAUAUCACAGCAUCAGUGAUAUCUAUAACUUCCAGGAUAUGCUUGUUGCUGAGAAUCCCAACUUGGUGAGCAAGAUAGUCAUCGGUCACAGCUACCAGGGCCGUCCUCUGAACGUUCUCAAGUUCAGCACUGGGGGAACCAAUCGUCCAGCCAUCUGGAUUGAUACUGGAAUCCACUCCAGAGAAUGGGUUACUCAGGCCAGUGGAACCUGGUUUGCCAAGAAGAUUGUGAGUGAUUAUGGACGUGACCCUGCUCUCACUGCCAUCCUGGACAAGAUGGACAUCUUCCUGGAGAUUGUGACCAAUCCUGAUGGAUAUUACUUCAGCCACACUUCAAAUCGUAUGUGGCGUAAGACAAGGAAGCCCAACCCUGGUUCUAGUUGCAUUGGAGUAGAUCCAAACAGGAACUGGGAUUCUGGUUUUGGAGCACCUGGUGCCAGCAACAAUCCUUGCUCUGAGACCUACCGUGGACCCAGUCCUCAUUCCGAAUCUGAGGUUAAGUCAAUUGUGGACUUUGUGAAAUCCCAUGGUAACAUCAAGGCGUUUAUUUCCAUCCACGCAUACUCUCAGAUGCUCCUGUACCCCUUUGGCUACACGAUGACACCUGCUAAGGACAAGGCUGAGCUGCACAAACUGGCACAGAAGGCCAUCACUGACCUGGCCUCCCUGUAUGGUACUCGCUACAGAUAUGGCAGCAUCAUUGAAACCAUCUACCAAGCCAGCGGUAGCACCGUUGACUGGACCUACGAGCAGGGCAUCAAGUACUCUUACACCUUCGAGCUCAGGGAUACAGGUCGUUAUGGCUUCCUCUUGCCAGCCAAACAAAUCAUCCCAACUGCUCAGGAGACCUGGUUGGCUCUGAUGGCCAUCAUGGAUCACACCUCAAAGAACCCAUAUUAAGUGUGUGAAGAAGGAGCAUGGAUUUUUUGACCUCAUUAGGACCAUAAAACUUGGAAUAAAUGAACAUAUUAAAGAAAUUAAGGUUAUAGUUUUUCAUAAGUUUCACAAACUAUACACACUGCAACAUUUAAUCUGGCAGUGCUGCUGCUUUUCCCAAGCAGAAUAAUAAAUAAAUAAAGUAUGGAUGUGGAUGUCACAGUAAACUAGUCUUUUUUGGCAGAAAUCCUGAUCAAUAUGCGACACAGCAAACUUAUUGAUAUAUGCUGUCCAGGGUCACAACAAUAUGAGAAAUGUUCUAGCAGCCAUUGAUGAAAGGAAGGAUACUCUCCCUUAAAAUGAACAGGUCUUUCUUUUAUUUAACUUAUUCAUUGACUUUUCAUUUCAAAUGCAAAUACACAGCCACUGUGUAAAUUUAAGCAUUGCAAAGUAAAAAUAGAGUCAAGUCAAAAUUCAAAGACUACAAGAAAACAAAAAAACAAAAAAUGAAAUAAAAGUGAUGAAUAAAAACAAAUAAAGAAUAAAGUGAAUAAAAAGUUAAGUAAUAAGGUGCAAAUUCCUGACCAAGCCUGACCCAUUUUUAAUAAACAUAUUGAUUUAUGCUGUCCAUGGUACGACGGUAUGAAACAUGUUUUAGCUGCCAUGGAUGAGAGGAAGUAUAGUCUUCCUUAACAUGAAUAGUUUUUUUUUGUAUUUAACUUCUUUACUGACUUUUCAUUGCAAAUACAAAUACACAGCCAGUGUGUAAAUAUAAGCAUUGCAAAUUGAAAAUGUAAGUCAAACAGUAGGAGAAAACUUUACAAAAUAAACAAAGAAAAAAAAAAGUUAAAUAAUGAGGUGCACAUUCUUGACAGCUUUGUCACAGAACAAUGUUGUAUGACAUGUAUAUUUCCUCAGUUUACAUGGAUAUAAGGUAUAUAGGGGUACAUAUACUAAUCCUUAAAACCAAUUAAGAAGCUAAUACCUUCAAAAGGAGAUCUAAAUGGUUUUAAAUCCUAUAAAUAUGUUUUUCAAGAAAGGCCUUCUUGGAUAGUUUAUUGCUCCAUUCUUUACAACGGAUCUUUUCUUUUGACUUCCGGUGUCUCUAAUUUCACCCAUGUGUGUAUUUGUGUGGAAAGGCCACAUUUGUUUGGAAAAAUACCAAGAAUAAAUAAAGCCUGUCCCUCCCUGA